This is a messenger RNA of Aspergillus japonicus CBS 114.51, 2044 nucleotides long. Its product is annotated as MFS transporter. The coding region runs from base 293 to 1783 and encodes 496 amino acids. The transcript has 2 exons. Lineage: Eukaryota; Fungi; Ascomycota; Eurotiomycetes; Eurotiales; Aspergillaceae. The record is from RefSeq and is a predicted model, not a curated record. Gene Ontology annotation, biological process: transmembrane transport. Gene Ontology annotation, molecular function: transmembrane transporter activity.
GUAGUCGGCAACUGCCGACAUAUCAUCAGGGGAAUCAGAGAAUUCAGCACAGGCCUUCUCUAGUCGUCAGCAGCGCUCUUUCUGACUCGCGUUGACUAAUUACUACCCCUGUUAUGACGUGAUGAUUGGCUCAUCGGAAUAUCCGAAUCGGACCUCCGACACUAAGAGGGUCGCCUCGGUCUCUCGCGGUGCCGAGACCCGGUGGCAAUCCCAAUAAAGAUCGGAGGCUUGCGUUUUCUAGAACGCGAGGGGAAGUCGUGAGUUUGCUGCAUACACAAAUUCUUCAGGCAGCAUGACGGUAGUGCCUGGCACGACGGUCUCAUCGACAUCACCAUCUAAUGAUGUUGAGAAGGCUGCUAAACCGGUAUCCUCGCCCGAUCCCAAUCUGGUGCGGUGGGAGGAAAAUGACCCCGAAAAUCCACAAAACUUCUCGACAGCGUAUAAAUGCUGGAUCACCUUCCAAUUAGGGAUGUUGGCCCUAAGCGCCAGUUUGGGAUCGAGUAUCAUCUCCCCUGCGCAAACGGACCUCAUUGAAUACCUUGGGAUCAGUAAGGAGGUCAGCAUCCUGGCCACGUCGCUUUACAUUCUCGGGUUCGCAUUCGGUCCGCUGUGCUGGGCACCGAUUUCAGAGAUCUGGGGCCGUCGCUGGUCGAUGCUCCCCGCGGUAUUUUGCAUGGGUCUAUUUAGCAUCGGCACCGCGACCAGCAAGACCACUGCUUCCGUGCUCAUCACGCGAUAUUUUGCCGGCCUGUUCGGCUCUGCCCCCGUCAGCAAUGUCUCCGCCGCCCUCGGGGAUAUUUUUCACAUGAAGGCGCGGGGAAUCGCCUCGACCUCGUACGCCAUCUGCGUCGUUGGCGGGCCCACGAUGGGACCCAUCAUCGGGGCGGCAUUGGUCUCGAACCCUUCUCUCGGCUGGCGCUGGACCGAAUACAUCGAAGCGAUUAUUGUUUUCUUCGUGUUUGCCGUCACGUUCUUCUGUUUGCCCGAGAUGUACGGUCCCGUGCUCCUGCACAAGAAAGCCGUCCGCCUACGCAAAGAAACCGGCAAUGCGGACCUCUACCACCCCCACGAGCAUUUGAAAAUCGACGCCCACAGCAUCGUGACGAAGCACUUCUCCCGGCCCUUGGUCAUGCUCGUCACCGAGCCGAUGGUCACCGUGAUUGCGCUGUACGCCUCCUUCACCUACGCCAUUCUCUACCUCACCCUUGAGGUCUUCCCCAUCGUCUUCGACGAACUCCGCCAGUGGAAACCCGUGGUCGCGACCCUCCCGUUCAUCGCCCUGUUCGUCGGCGUUCUCCUGUCGUCCGCCUUCAUCAUCCUCGUCGGCCAACCCUACUACAUCCGCAAGUUCGACGAAGGCGGCGGCAAGCCCGUGCCUGAGGGCCGCCUCAUGCCCAUGGCCGUCGGCGGGUUCUUGUUCGCGGCGGGCCUGUUCUGGUUUGGCUGGACCGCCGCGCCGAAGUACCACUGGGCGCUGCCCUGCGUGGCGGCGGGCAUGUUCGGCUGCGGGUUCUGCAUCAUCUUCGGCCAGUGCAUCAACUUCCUGGUCGACACGUACGGGCCCUAUGCCGCGUCCGCCACGGCGUCCAACACCUUCCUGCGGAGCGUACUGGCGGCGGCGUUCCCGCUGUUCUCGCAGCCCAUGUUCCACAACCUGGGCGUGGGCCCGGCCAUGUCGAUCCUGGGGGGUGUGGCGGCGGCGGCGAUCCCGGUGCCGUUUCUGUUUAUGGUGUACGGGAAGCGGUUGCGGGCCAUGUCGAGGUUUGCGCCAUUCAAGGGGUGAUUCGGUGGUUGUGGGUGGUCUUGUUAAGGGGACUGACGAGGGUUCUGCAUAAAAGGUGUUUCGUGUUGUUUGAUGAUGCUUAGAUUACGGCAUUUACAUAUAUAUAAUAGACAGGCAUGUACGUAUAUAUACAGGCUUUUUAGUCGGAAACUGUCAUACACGUUCGAAUUAUGACUGGACAGGAGAGAUUCCUACGAUGGUUUAUUUUUGCAGGGGGGCCAUGAUAAACAGUCAUUGAAUCAUAGGCAGGAGGAAAGAGAU